Messenger RNA from Formica exsecta, 1440 nucleotides. Its product is annotated as UBX domain-containing protein 1. The transcript has 8 exons. Bases 155 to 1141 code for a protein of 328 amino acids. NCBI's taxonomy places the organism in Eukaryota, Metazoa, Arthropoda, Insecta, Hymenoptera, Formicidae. The record is from RefSeq and is a predicted model, not a curated record. Gene Ontology annotation, molecular function: protein binding.
UAAUUUUCAGUCUGGUCGGCAAGUCGGCAUAUAAGUAGCGCGUCGAUUCGACGUGACAUUUAAUUUUCGGAUAACGGAGUACACAGCGCAGCUUGAUCUGAAAGACAUUUCAAAGUGAUAUAUUGACGUUGAACGUAUCAACGAACAGCGCGAAAUGUCGUCGGGCGUUAUAGAUAUUCUUGUGGACAUGGGUUUUAGUAUAUCCAAGGCUGAGAAGGCUUUGGAGAUCACCGGUAAUAAAGGCGUGGAACCAGCGAUGGAAUGGCUGCUAGCUCAUUCGGAUGAAGCUGAACCAGCACCCGAACCUUCCAUAGGCGAGAGUGCUCCAGCACUAGCUGCUGACACACCAAUACAGGACAAUGUCGCUAGUGCUAGCAAUCAAUUGGUAUCCACGACUGAGACAGCUAAAUCCAUGAAAUGUGAUGUAUGUGGGAAGCUGUUCAAAUCUAACUUAGAAGUUGAGUUUCAUGCCACAAAGUCUGGGCAUGAUAGAUUUUCUGAAAGCACAGAAGAAAAGAAACCGCUUACCGAAGAAGAGAAGAGGGAACAACUGAAAAUGUUGGAAGAAAAAUUAAGACAGAAAAGAAAGGAGAGAGAGGAACAAGAAAAGAAAGAUGCGCUUGAAAGGGAAAAAAAUAGGAUACGGUCAGGAAAGGAAAUGUCUGAAGCUAGGAAAAAAUUGGAAGAGUUAGAAAUGAAGAAACUCUUAGAGCAAAGAAAACGGGAGAAGGCAGAAGAAAAAGAAGCAAGAGAAAGAGUUAGAGCACAAAUUGAAGCUGAUAAAGCAGCAAGACGAGCUAAAGCAACUGCUGAAAAUGAUCAGUCAGUUAAUACAGCUUCAGCUUCCUUGUCUGCAAUUACUUCGUCCACAUCUAUGCAUCAUAGAAAGGAUUACACUGAAACCAGGCUUCAGCUUAGGCUUACUAAUGGACAAACUUUGACACAAAGCUUUGGAAGCAAAGAACAAUUGUCCGCAGUGAGGCUGUUUAUUGAAAUGAAUAGGACAGAUGGUAAUGGUCCUUUUCAAUUAAUGACUACUUUUCCCAAGAAAGUAUUCACAGACGAAGAUUAUGAUACACCAUUGGAUGUAUUAGGUCUGGUACCUUCAGCAGUUGUAAUCGUCCAAAAGAAGGUGGAAUGAUGUAGCCAGUGAUGCCCUAAUUUUUUGUAGCAAUAAUGAGAACAAGAAUUGAAUGGAAAAUGAUGAAAUAAAACCGAGAUAUAUGUAUAUGAAUCUCUAUUCUUUGUUUGAAUUACAAGUGAGCGGCUAUUGGGUCGACGAAACCACGUGGAAGUAUGUACCUUUGACAUGUCUUAAUGAGACUUUUAUGCGACUAGUUUUACGCGGUAUAUUUUAAAUAAAUUUAAAUAUUUGUCUAGUAUUAUAUAAAACUCUAUUGUAUUAUCUAGACCAGAAUAAACUACUUUAUGCAUUUUUUA